This is a messenger RNA of Prorocentrum cordatum, 966 nucleotides long. The record is from the annotation of a GenBank genome assembly. Lineage: Eukaryota; Dinophyceae; Prorocentrales; Prorocentraceae.
AUUCGCUCUUAAUCUGGCCACGGCGUGCAGGUGACGCUGGCGGUGUGCAGCCCGCGCCGAGGCGAGAGCGCCGUUUGGACAGACUUUCGUCAAUUUUACAAAGUUCGGCCCGUAUAGUACCAACAAGCGCUCCGCGCACAGAACAAGCAGAAUGUCCAAUGCGAAACUAGAGGAACUGGAGGAAUGUUCUUCGAAGAGACGGUCUUGGAAGCGCGCCGGCUUGACCCACGCAGAUCGCAAUCAGACUCGCGAGCUUCGUACUCCCGACCGCCAGCGACAGCGCCCCACCCUUUCCAAGAGGUGAAGGAAGGGCAAGGAGGUAGACUGAGGGACGAGGGAGGAGAGCGCCUGCCAGUGGUCGGCGGGAUGGCGUGCAGCGCGUUGCCUUAGGUAGACUGAGGGACGAGGGAGGAGAGCGCCUGCCAGUGGUCGGCGGGAUGGCGUGCAGCGCGCUGCCCUUGAGGUCGCGGCAGCGGCUCGAGCAGGGCAGACGUUUAAAUAUUCGCCUGCUUCUGCAGGAGGCUUUGAAAACGGGCACCAGCACAGGCACAGGGGAAUGCCUCCACAGGGGGGAAAGGAUCCUGUAUUGCGGUGUUGGUGGUAAUAUUUCGGCUGCCUUGGAAGCCAGAAUAUCACCACCAUCACCUAGAUCGGGAUCUUCUUCCCUCGGUGGCGGCACGCCGCCGAUAGUGGUGUUGCUGCUAACCUCUGGGCCUGCGAUUCUGCUCCGAUCCAAAAGGGAGUGGAGAGGAUACGCCUCGAGAGGGAAGAGGCACUGCGCCAGCAAAGCGGAGCAUUUGCACCAGCUGCUGCUUGCGAUCGCCACAAAAAUCGAAGGCAAAAAACCCACCCCUACAACAACCACCCCGACAAUCGAGGCCGUUUAGUAAACGCGCCCAAAGAUGGAAUCGAACAGGGCAGGACUGUUUAGCAAAAGCCCAGUACCGUUUAGAGAGUGUUUCUUUA